AUGGCAGGCCGCGACGACGAUGUUGUUGUGCUCAGCGACGACGACGACAGCCGCGAUUCCGCUCCCACUGAGGCGACAACCGUGCCUCCGUUCAUCCAUUCACAGUCCAGUCAACCAACGCGAACAAGCACAGACCAUCGUCUCCUCCCAGCCGGUCAGACUGGGCAAUGUGAAGGCGCCGACCUGAGUUUGGCGCCACGAUUGCACGCAUCGGCGUCGUCUCCUGCCAGGCUCAUCACGCAGUCCAGAGCACGGGAAUCAUCAUUGUCGUCAUCUUAUGCCCAUGCCACCACUGUGUUGGACUGCAGCAGUGGCUCGGACGACGACGACGACUUGCCUGCCGUGUCCAAUCUGCUCCUGCGAAACGCAGCGGGCGCGAAGCCGAGCUCAGCCAAGGCUGCCGAGCAAACCGCCGCAUCACUGCAACGGGUUCCAACAGACCCAGUCGAACGGAGUACGCACUCUGCGGCGGUGAAAUAUUCCAAUAGCGCUGGUCUGCUGGGAUUGAGCGAGUCGAGCCAGUUUCGCACAGCAAGCGAGCGAUCUCGCAUGCAAGAGGCUUCGUCAUCCGAGAGUGAUCAAGAUUACGAUGGCACAGAUGAUGCAAGCUCAAUAGCAGUGUUCACAGACCAAGACCGUCGUCGUCGAAUUCGCUUGGAGAAGGCGGAAGUGGCCAAGCAAAAGCGACAAGAGGUGCAGGAAGCGAAACGAAUCGCACGCGACGAGAAGGCUGCACAGAAAGAGCUGGACAAGCAUCGCCGCGCGGCAGAGCGACAGGCCAAUCGGGUCAAAUCUGUCGAGCAGGCGGUGGAGGAACUGAUUGUGGACGUCGACACUGCGCUUGACGAGUGCGUUGGGGCUGACUUUGCCAACGCUGCCUGUGCCAACCUGGAGUCCCUGGGCGCGCACGUCCGGCGCCUGCAACUACCACUCCCAGGCGUCAUCGUGUUUCAAAGAGCGACGCGAAGCUACCAGUUUGAGGAGAGUCAAAGUGGCGUUUCGCAAAGUUCCGUCCGUUCUUCUGCUUCAUCAUCCUCGCUUUUCUCGAGCGACGAGCUCGCGCGCGAGAUGGAUGUGAUUUGGAUUUUACCCGGCGAAAAAUUUGCGCGAAUCUUGCAGUGCAAUCUUGUCGAAGUGGCGAUUGUAGAUGCACUCAAGCGAGCCUUCCCGUGGCCUGGAGCCCGUUUCACGUUGAUUGUACGGUCGCUCGAAGCAGAGCUUCGGCGGGCCAAGCAAGCGAAAGAUGCCCAGAUGCGUGCGGCCGUCAAAAACGUCGGCCCAUCCAUGACAAUUACCGAGGCCAUGGCGCAAGCCAAGCACUCCGCGCAAGCUCUGCUCGAAACCCAGUUUCGUUCCCAUCUGCCCAAUCCCACAGAUCGUCGCUUACAGCAAGAGCAUGAGCUGCUUUGGCCGACUCGAGCAAUUUCUGCCUCAGAGUUGUCUGUGGUCACUCAAGAGCUUGUGGACGAUGCCAUCUUUUCGCUUUCUAUUGAACACGGCGUUCAAGUCACUCUGGCAAAGAGCAACGAAGACGCCAUUGAUUGGAUUGUCCGGCUGACCAAGGCAGUAGCUUCCGGACCGUACAAUACUUUCAGCAGCGACUUUUCAUUUGAUGUCCAAAGCGCCAAGCUGCCUGGAUCGACGCCAGAGAAAGUCUGGGUGAACAUGCUGCUCCAGAUUCCGAGCGUGUCGGAAGCUAUCGCAGAAACGGUUGCAGCAGCCUACCCAAGUCUUUCUUCAUUAUUGCAGGCGUACGAUGCGUGUGGUAGUCUCACCGCUCGCGACGCGCUAUUGGUUGGACUGAGAUUGCAUCGGCAUGGCUUGCCUGUGGGCCGCACGAUUGGAGCGACUGUCGCGCAGCGCAUUGCCGCUGUGAUGAAUAGCACCAAUCCCAACUUGAUCAUCCCGACGCGCGGAGCCACCCGAGCGUCCGACGGGUCUUCACAGCGUGGAGUUUCCAAGGGCAAAGCGGCCGCACCGAAAGCAUCGAGUCGAAUAGAAAGCGACAAUGACGAUGGCGAGGAUGUUCUCUGAUGAAAAAAAUCACAAUGUUCUGCAACCAUGUUUUAUUACUAUGCAUUCAAUCAUAGCUGCUCAGACCAG
Messenger RNA from Capsaspora owczarzaki ATCC 30864, 2103 nucleotides. RefSeq lists its product as hypothetical. Gene Ontology annotation, biological process: double-strand break repair; replication fork processing; mitotic intra-S DNA damage checkpoint signaling. The record is from RefSeq and is a predicted model, not a curated record. Bases 1 to 2034 code for a protein of 677 amino acids. Gene Ontology annotation, cellular component: nucleus; Holliday junction resolvase complex. NCBI's taxonomy places the organism in Eukaryota, Filasterea, Ministeriida, Capsasporidae. The transcript has 2 exons.